GUCACCCACUUGCUGACUGCAUGGGGAAGAGAUCGCAUUAUUGCGCGGGGCGGUGCUCUAGCUGUCAUGGCGUCUUUACCAACAACGCGUUUCUACUACGUAGGGAAAAUGUGGUAUUACAUGGGGCUGAAUAUUUUUGGUAGCCAAACCGACGUCAGAUACAAGCCCAGAGCGUACAUAAAUUAUUUUCUUUUCGUGUAUGCUGUGCUCGGAUAUUCAACACAAAUACCCAGUUUAGUGAACAUGGACAAGAUAGACGAUCACAUUCACGACAUCGCAAUACUCCUUACGAUUUCCUACAUGUAUUUCACCUGGAUCUCUGCAACUCUCUACAGGGAAGAAUAUGCGGAGAUAAUCACAUUUUGGAUGCAAGAUUUAAGCAAGCCUUACCUCCACGAAGAUACUGCAAAGAAAAUUAUUUCCAAGGGAAUCCGUAGCGAACGAAUGGUUACAAAAUUAAUCCUUUACUUGUUUGCUACUUCUGCAUCUUCACAGAUUUUGGCCCCUCUCGCCACUUUUCAAGUUUUCCAAGAAGGGAAUAGAACACUUAUAAAUUACACUCUACCACUUCAUAAUUGGACGCCUUUUGAUCGAAUGGUUCCUUGGCAGUUAUUUAUUGAUCAGGUUUUCUUGACGGCCUUGGUUUUGACAGCUACUUAUGUGUCAAUUGUAACCACAAUUUACUUCAUUAUCAUUAUCAUUCACGCAGCAAAUAAUCUUGAAUUGCUUAAUGCAGCAAUUUUAAGUCUGAAGGUGGAACUCGAAAAACGAGAAGAACAAUCCGGCAAACUUUCAGGCAGCCAAAGUUAUAACGGCGACUCAGGAAUGUCAUGCAAUUUAGAUGGAAUGCUCGAUUUAAAAGACUACGAAGAAGACACUGCCUUGAACAAUGACGAAUUCAAAAGUAAAAUGUCUUAUUUACAAAAAUGUGCAGAGACCAAGCUAUAUGAAUUGUUGGCUAUACACCAAGCCGUAUUGGAGUAAGCAUGUGCUGUUAUUUUUCUGUAUUUUUAUUGUAUGCAAUUAUUGUCUUUACUAACACUCUUUUUUUGUCUUUACAGUUUUGUCAACAAGAUGAAUUCUUUGAUGACUCCUGUUCUAUUCUUGUAUUUGUUGGGACUUGCACUAAAUUUUUCCACUCUGCUCUAUGAAACCGUCACGAUGUUUUCAGGUUUUGACGCUGAUUUUUGGAUGUGCGUUUUGCACAUUGGAGCUGACCUUUUCCGAUUCGGCCUUUGCUGCUACUACGGAGACACGCUCACUUCACAGUUGGAAGAAGUAUCCAGGAACCUUUAUUUCACUGACUGGUAUAAACUGACACCGGACUUCAAGAGAGUCACCAAUGUAAUGAUGGCUGUGUCUCAGAGACGAGUUGUUUUAAGUGCCGGACUCCUGGGAGACAUGACACUGGAAACAUUUGCUGCAGUUCUGAACACAUCGUAUUCUUACUUGAAUAUUCUCGCUAAUUUGCAAGAGAAUAAUGCUACGUAAGAUCAUGGUUAGAAAUACACCAGAGUGAGGUAAUAUUAAUUUGUUAAAUGGAUAAAGCACGUAAUGGCAUUAAGUCAAACUUUUCGCAAAAUGCAAAUUUACGGUGUCAGAAGAAUUAUUGCACAUUUUUCUUUGUUGUAUAUUAUACUUUCAUUACGUAUAAGUAUUAAUGUGACAGGAAUAAUUAAACCUACCUCUGAAUUAUUUAGUAUGUAUUUAUCAAUUACUAUAUUUAAAAAAAAAAUUAAGUUCAAUCUGUUGGACAAAUUUGAACGGGCUUGUAUUCUCUCAAGUGUGAACGUUUGUUUCAAGGUUUUAAAUGUAUAUUUUUAGAUUCUUUGUAUAA
Molecule: messenger RNA, 1837 nt
Organism: Bacillus rossius redtenbacheri
Lineage: Eukaryota; Metazoa; Arthropoda; Insecta; Phasmatodea; Bacillidae
Exons: 4
Coding region: 67-984 (305 amino acids)
Biological process (GO): sensory perception of smell
Cellular component (GO): membrane
Molecular function (GO): odorant binding; olfactory receptor activity
Source: RefSeq, a predicted model, not a curated record